UGACUUUGAUUUGACCCCCUGCGCACGACCAAAAAUUAAUCUACCAAUUAAAGUUGUAUCGAACUAAAUUUUCCAUACCUCAAAAUCAAACAAUGAAGCAUAGAUCAAAAAGGGGGUUUGAAUUAUCAUAGAUACAAUUUAUAAUAGUUCAAUUCCAGUCAUGGUGAGUGAGAUUAAAGAUGCUGAUGCAUUGAAAUCUCAACUUUUAACCGAAUCGAUCAUUAAACGUUCACAAUCUGCUCCUAUUUAUUUAUCAGCCAUUGAAAUUAAUGGAGGUGAACGAUUUUCAAAUAAUUUCUUUAAGAAAUUAUUAUACCCCUUGGUGGAUAAAAGUGAUUAUACUUUAAGUCAAUUGAUUAAAGAGAUUGGUGUUACUGAAGAACGAUUAUUAAAAACCAAUGUGUUUAAGGAUAUUGGCAUUAGUUUACAUUCUGAUUAUGCUAAUUUACUUCCUUCAUCAGUCAAAAAUUAUAAUAAUGAAACUCCAAUUUCAACUAAAUUAGUAUUAGAUUUACUGGCUAUUAAUUUAAAUAUCAAUGAAUCAUUUUUGAAUUAUAAUACUCAAGAUAAUUUAAAUGUUAAUUUGGAUUAUCUUAAUAAUAACUUUAAUAAUAAUGCUGAAUUAGUCAACAUUGGAGUCAAUUAUAAUCCAUAUAAACCAAAUGAUCAUUUAAUCACCAAUUUUAAAGGGUUAGCCAGUUUAAAUAAUCCAUCUUAUAAAUUCUUACUUAAUAUCUUACAUAGUCAAGAAAAUAAUCAAGUUUGGCAACAAUCAUCUCAUGGUGUAAGUGGAGGAUUAAUUGGAUUACAAUAUUCUCCUAAUACAAAUUUCCAAUCAUUAACUGGAUUAACAUUAUCAAGAAGAACUCUUCAUAAUAUCGAUGAUGCUGCUCCUGAUGAAUUGAAAUUCUUUGCCGGAGAUUAUUUCAAAUCAUCAAUCUUACAACAAAUCGAUUAUAGUGAUUUAUCAUAUUUGAAUUCCAUCACCAAGAAUUUCCCCGUGCAAGGUACGCAACAACAUGUUGAUGUUGAGUUAGCCUCUAACCAAGAACAACAAAAUCCAAAUAAUAUCGCUAGUUUCAUUAGAGCUGCCUAUAACUCCAAAUAUUAUAGAUCAUUCCUUCAUAAUUAUUUCACUGCUAAAGUGAAUUUUGAUUUUGGUGGUAUUUUCCCAUUAUCAACUAAUACACCAGUUCAUAUUUCUGAUCGGUUCUAUUUAGGUGGGAUCGAUUCAUUCAAUGGAUUUAUUAAAAAUGGAAUCAAUACUAAUGGUGGAUUACAAUUUUAUAAAUUACAAGGUACAUUAUUUUCCAAAUUACCUUCAUUCAUUCAUAAAACAAAGAAAGAAUCAACUACUUUAGGGGGAGAAGAAUCAAACCCAUUAAGAUUAUAUAUAACAUCUUCCCUUGGUAAUGUGUCAGAUAAUAUCUUUGAAGAUGAUACCGGAGCUUCUAAUGUUGGAGUUGGGUUAAGAUAUUUCAAUUAUUGGGCUAAUUUCGAUAUUGGAUAUUUCAUAGCCAAGAGGUUUGGAGCUGAUCAUGGGGAUGAACUGAUUGGUAUUAAAGAUGGAUUCCAUUUCUCAGUAUCUCUAGGAGGAUCUAACAGAUCUCUCUAGGCAUACAUAUAUACAUUCAUCAUCAUAUCAUUAUUAUUUAUUCAUUAUAUAUUCUGUAAAACAUAAAACUAUUCAUAUUAAUAGAUGCAAAAAUUAUACAUUCAU
Molecule: messenger RNA, 1720 nt
Organism: Scheffersomyces coipomensis
Lineage: Eukaryota; Fungi; Ascomycota; Pichiomycetes; Serinales; Debaryomycetaceae
Gene: SAM51
Product: Sam51p
Exons: 1
Coding region: 161-1615 (484 amino acids)
Source: RefSeq, a predicted model, not a curated record